AUGGAUGUAUCCGGUGUAGGAAGAAACCCCAUCAUCGGUUCUGCUUCGUUGGAACUCUCCCCGUCGGCGGAAUUAAUUGCCAACAACGUCGAUCUCCUUACACAGAUCCUCCUGUGUUUUCCGGCGAAAUCCCUUAUCCGAUCCAAGUCCGUGUCCAAGCGCUGGCUCUCCCUCAUCUCGGAUUCCCAAUUCGCUGCCAAACACUCCCGCCGAAACCCAAGGCCGUCGAUCUCGGGUUUGUUCUUAUGCUUGCGCCUUCGGGACUGCGGGACUGAACACACCAAGUCCAUCUCGCUUCAGGGCCAAGCAAAUCGACCCACACUCGCCUUCCUCGACGGCGUUGGAGUCGCUCAGCUUCGACCAACGAUUACUCACUCUUGCAACGGAUUACUGUUAUGUAAGUACCAUUAUUCUGUUCCCUCGUCAGGUCAUUACCUUGUUUGCAAUCCAACUACAAAGACACAUACAUUAAUUCCCGAGUACCCCCCUGAUUUUUCGCCUGGGUUUGUUCCCCGUUCGUCUGGUGGUUUCUUGGCUUUUGAUCCUUCGAAAUCCCCUGGCUAUAAAGUUGUGUUUCUGUGUGAAUAUUUUUCCAAAGUUAAGAAGUUUUACAUUCAUGUCUAUUGUUCGGAGAGGGCGUCUUGGAAACGGUUUCGUGUCCCCGAUAGAAGGCAAGACGAGUUGCUUUGCCGUGGAGAGGUGUUUUGUGGUGGAGUUAUAUAUUGGCUAACCGAUGAGGGCGUUGUGUUUGGAUUCGAUAUUGAUUCAGAGAAGAUGAUAGAAAACACAGAAAUUCCUUGUGUGGCCCAGAUCAUCUAUUUCGGGGAAUGUGAUGGCCGUUUGAUUCUUAUUCAAACUCAUAUAUGGUCUACUGUGAAGCUCAAAAUCCUCGAGAUGGACAAGGACAACAACAGUCGUUGGAUUGUGAAGUUUCAGGUCGAUCUUGAACCCUUACGUUCGAUGGGAAGCGAAUUCUGCAGCUAUCAUGUGUUGUGUGUUGUGAAGGGGGACAAGAAGGAAAAAGAUUUUGAACUAGUGUUAGAUUGGGGAGGGACCAUAAUAUCCUAUAAUCUGAGGUGCCAGAUAUGGAAUCUGCUUACCGAUAUGGCUCCUGGUGAAUCAGUUUCUCAUAGUUUGGCAUAUGCCGCAUAUCCAUAUAUUGAAAGUCUAUCCCCUCUUUGA
Rhododendron vialii is the source of this 1182-nucleotide messenger RNA. Its product is annotated as F-box protein At5g07610-like. Lineage: Eukaryota; Viridiplantae; Streptophyta; Magnoliopsida; Ericales; Ericaceae. The record is from RefSeq and is a predicted model, not a curated record. The transcript has a single exon. Bases 1 to 1182 code for a protein of 393 amino acids. Gene Ontology annotation, molecular function: protein binding.